Plasmodium inui San Antonio 1 is the source of this 2409-nucleotide messenger RNA. RefSeq lists its product as hypothetical. NCBI's taxonomy places the organism in Eukaryota, Apicomplexa, Aconoidasida, Haemosporida, Plasmodiidae. The record is from RefSeq and is a predicted model, not a curated record. The transcript has a single exon. Bases 1 to 2409 code for a protein of 802 amino acids.
AUGGGGAACUUGCUGAACAGCUUAAUCUUCCGGCCACACCCGCCGAGUUACUCGAAAAACCGAGAGGACCUGCACUUUUUCGAAACGAAGCAUGGCAGUACGAUAUGUGGGGUGUUUAUUGACAACAAGGCGGACACAACCGUUUUAUUUAGUCACGCGAAUGCAGAAGAUAUAGGAGACGUAAUCCGCUUUUAUCAGUAUCGAUUGAAACAGUUAGGACUGAAUCUGUUUGCAUAUGACUAUAGCGGGUAUGGCCACAGUUCAGGUUACCCAACGGAAACACAUCUGUACAAUGAUGUAGAGGCAGCAUAUAAUUAUCUAGUAACGGAGCUACGCAUUCCAAAGAACAGCAUAAUAGCAUAUGGGAGAAGUCUAGGUUCAGCUGCAACUGUUCAUAUAGCAACAAAGAACAAUUUGCUCGGUGUAAUUCUGUCAGCUCCCUUGGCAUCGAUACAUCGGGUUAAGUUAAAGUUAAAAUUUACCUUGCCUUAUGAUUCCUUUUGCAACAUUGAUAAAGUACACAUGAUUAAGUGCCCCAUUUUGUUUAUCCAUGGUACGAAGGACAAUCUUCUUUCUUACCACGGCACAGAAGAGAUGAUUCGAAGGACAAAUGUGAAUACGUAUUAUAUGUUCAUAGAAGGAGGAGGCCAUAACAAUUUGGAUAGCUCCUUUGGCAGCAUGGUGAAUGCAGCAUUGGUAACUUUUCUUUAUGUACUGAAAAAUAAUAUCAGAGAAAAUGUAAACAGUGUAUAUGACAUAUCACAUGUGAACAUGCAGAAGGUGAGAAACAUGUUCAUUAUGAAUAAUGCAAAGAAGAUGAGGGAAAAACUGAGGGAGAGAAGCAAGAGGGACGGAGAUACUGCAAAGUUGAAUGUUUCCGGUGAAAGUAUAAAUGGAGGACAAUGUGAUAGGAAUAAAGGUACAGGCAGUAAGGAAGUACUAAAUUCCUUCAUGAGUAAUAUGGAAAGAUUUUAUAGUGAUCAGAGUGUGUUUAGGGUUAAGACGAAGGAGUCAGGUUAUGAUUCUUCUCAAAGUGUUAGCACUGUUCUAGGAUCCGUGGAGUCGUCCAUGAGGCACAUACCUGAUAAUACAUUUUACGAGAGUGACACCAAUGUUAGCAUUGAGGACCUUUGGAGGUACACAUGUGGUAAGAAUAACAUAGAUACGAGUAAAUUCCAUCACAGCAAGGAGAGCAGUGGCGUGUCUGGCUCUUUGACCAAGCAAAGAGGGAAGGAGAUAACCAACCGUGCUGUUGUUAGCGAUCGGAAUCGAAGCCGCGGUCUGAGUGGAGGUCGCGAAAUGAGUAGAGAACAUUACUCAGAUAGAAGACGAGUCGAGAGUAGAGAAGGAAAGGACAGGACCCGCAUGAAGGGAUGCUCAAGUUAUGUAUACAACCCCGCGAGGAGAGAAAAUAUGUCGUCCUCCCAUAUGGACCAGAGCCCAAGUCAUAGCAACUGCAGCAAUAUCCACAUGGGUAGCGAAAAGGAGUUGACCCUACGAGGGAAUGGUAGCUGCAUGGACGGCAUCUCAUUGGAAAAAAUGAACUCUAGAAUGUCGAGAGAGAGUAGAAAUGUGUACACGGUGGAUAGGGUUCCGAGGCUUUCCCAGGACAUGAGGAAAGCUGUCCCUCCCGUGGAUGAAAGGGGAAGCGGGAGCCUUCACGGUGAUCAGGCAAGCUAUGCACACAGCGAUGGGGAGUGUCAUAACAAAAGGGAACAGACACUUAUGGCCCAUAGAAAUGGCAGGCAAUAUUCGGGGGAGUUAAGAAAAGGUGAAGGGAAAGGCAAAGGGGAAAUGUCGUCCUCCAGAAUGGGCCAGGUGGAAACCGGAUCCCACUCGUCACGUGAGCGUGUGAUCCACGGCAUGAAUACCAACAAUGAGAAGGAGCGUGAAGAGAAGAGUGCAGGAAAUGUCAGCGCAAGUAAGGUGAGCCUCGCGAGCGUGGCGUCCCAGGAGAGCAAAGUCAGCAGUGCGAGUAGCCAACUUUCCAAAGGGAGCAAGGUCAGCAGUUCGAGAGAAACCUCCAAAGGGCAUAGGGCCAAACUAAUGAGUGAGAGUAGAAGAAACCUGGUGAGCAAUGCUGCAGAGCAGGAGAGGAACGUCGCCAAAAUCGGAAGUAGCACCAGCGAACAGGUGUGCGCGAACCUCUACUACAUAAAGAGAGGGAACAACAUACGCAGCGAAAUGAGGAACAAAAUAACCGGCAUGAAUAGCAUCAGGUUUAACAGCUACAAUGACUUUAUCUACGGAAAUGAGGGAAACAAAAUGGGUGAAUUCUCCAACCAUAUUAUGGAGCCUGUAAAGAGGAAGAUGUCUUCAGCUAGCAGCAGCACUUUGAAUAACUUGAGUUCGUUAUUUGCUAUUGAUUCAUUUCGAAUGAACAGUAUGGGUAAAAGAGAGCGGGUGUGA